Micropterus dolomieu (smallmouth bass) is the source of this 1019-nucleotide messenger RNA. RefSeq names its product 2,4-dienoyl CoA reductase 1, mitochondrial (gene decr1). Gene Ontology annotation, molecular function: 2,4-dienoyl-CoA reductase (NADPH) activity. Gene Ontology annotation, biological process: fatty acid beta-oxidation. Lineage: Eukaryota; Metazoa; Chordata; Actinopteri; Centrarchiformes; Centrarchidae. Gene Ontology annotation, cellular component: mitochondrion. The record is from RefSeq and is a predicted model, not a curated record.
GUCCAUGCGGUUCAGUGUGAUGUCAGAGAUUCUCAGGCCGUCUCUCGCUGCGUCGACCAGAUAGAAACUCUGACGGGACUCCCUGAUGUGAUCAUCAACAACGCGGCAGGAAACUUUGUCUGUCCGUCAGAACGUCUGUCGGCAAACGGCUGGAAAAGCAUCACUGACAUUGUCCUGAACGGGACGGCCUUCAUCACACUGGAGCUGGGCAAGAGACUGAUCCAGAACCAGAAAGGUGCUUCCUUCCUGGCCAUCACCACCAUCUACGCUGAGUCUGGUUCUGGUUUCGUGGUCCCCAGUGCAUCGGCGAAGGCCGGCGUUGAGGCGCUCUACAAGUCUCUGGCUGCAGAGUGGGGGCGCUACGGCCACAGGUUCAACAUAAUCCAGCCUGGACCAAUCAAAACCAAGGGGGCGUUCAGCCGUCUGGACCCGACCGGAGCCUUUGAGAAGGCCAUGAUCAGUCGAAUCCCGACGGGUCGGUUGGGAAAACCAGAAGAGAUCGCAAACCUGGCAGCGUACAUGUGCAGCGACUACGCUACCUGGAUGUCUGGAGCUGUGAUCCGGUUCGAUGGAGGAGAAUAUGUGUCGAUGGCUGGAGAGUUUAAUGAUCUGCGCAGGGUGACUCCAGAUCAGUGGAAUAUCAUGGAGGCGAUGAUCAGAAAAACUAAAGGAUCCUAAAAACGCUCCGCCCUCCUGCUGAUGUCAUGAUGAUGAACAGGAAACACUACUACUCACCUACUACAUACUCUACGUAGUACUAUGUACUGCCAGUUCCAGCAGACUGAGAUAUUGUCCAGCAGGACAUCAUGUGACCGAGGCACAUGAUCACUGUGCAGCUGGAACUACACUCAGUCUGACAUCAUACUUAGCAUGAACAGUACGUUAGCAUGUGAUUCUGAACACAGCCACUGCUAGCCUGUUAGCUUGUAACUGCUGGACUUGUCAUGUGACCAACUGCACAUGCUCAGUGGAAACACAAACAUGUUUGUGGCAGUUUGAUAAUAAAAAGUUUCUCUGGA